GGUCGGCGAAGGGUGGAGUUUGUACGCCGCCUCUGAGGAACAGAGCAGGGAGGGAACAGGGGGAAAAAAUCACAAGUUGACAUUAAUCAGCAUUCGGAACAUCACUUUGGGGAAAAGGGAUUUUUUCUGAUAUUUAAACUUUUUAGAGGAAAAAAACAUCGUAGAUAGAAGACACAAGAGGAGUCCAGCAAGGAGACCCCCGAACGUGAGCGUAUACUGGGAGGACAUCUCCCAUUGACACAAGUUUCCAUCAGGAGCUGAUUGGCUGUGUGCCGAGUGCCCGGUGCGAAGUCGGAGGCAAACGGCUGUCUUAAGCAGGAACCUGUGGAAACACGUCGGAAAAGCAAAAACCAGCGGUGCAGUAACUACGCAGACAGAGAGAGGCAGUCAUGGUGGCCCUGUCGCUGAAGAUCGGCGUGGGGAACGUGGUGAAGACCAUGCAGUUCGAACCCUCCACCCUGGUGUACGACGCCUGUCGCAUCAUCAGGGAGAGGGUCCCUGAAGCGCAGCUGGGCCAACCCAACGACUAUGGCCUGUUCCUGUCGGACGAGGACCCGAAGAAAGGGAUCUGGCUGGAGGCUGGGAAAGCCCUGGAUUAUUACAUGCUGCGGAAUGGGGACACCCUGGAGUACAAGAAGAAGCAGAGGCCCCUGAAGAUCCGUAUGUUGGACGGGACGGUGAAGACCGUCAUGGUGGACGACUCCAAAAUCGUCAGCGACAUGCUGAUGACCAUCUGCGCCAGGAUAGGCAUCACAAACUAUGACGAGUACUCGCUGGUGCGAGACAUCUUGGAGGAGAAGAAGGAGGAGACCACAGGAACACUGAAGAAGGACAAGACUCUCCUGAGAGACGACAAGAAGAUGGAGAAGCUGAAACAGAAGCUCCACACAGAUGACGAGUUGAACUGGCUGGACCACGGCCGUACCCUGAGGGAGCAGGGUGUGGAGGAGAUUGAGAUGUUGCUGCUCAGGAGGAAGUUCUUCUACUCGGACCAGAACGUGGACUCCAGAGACCCGGUCCAGCUCAACCUGCUCUACGUGCAGGCCCGAGACGACAUCCUGAACGGCUCCCACCCCGUCUCCUUCGACAAAGCUUGCGAUUUCGCCGGCUACCAGUGUCAGAUUCAGUUUGGGGACCACAACGAAUCCAAGCACAAACCGGGAUUCUUAGACUUGAAAGAGUUCCUGCCAAAGGAGUACAUCAAACACAAAGGAGAGAAAAAGAUCUUUCAGGCUCACAAAAACUACCAAAACAUGACAGAAAUUGAAGCCAAAGUCAGCUACGUCAAACUUGCCAGGUCUCUGAAAACCUAUGGGGUGUCCUUCUUCUUAGUAAAGGAGAAAAUGAAGGGGAAGAACAAGCUUGUGCCACGCCUGCUGGGCAUCACCAAGGACAAGGUGAUGAGAGUGGAUGAGAAGACCAAGGAGGUGAUUCAGGAGUGGAGCCUGACCAACAUCAAGCGCUGGGCCGCCUCGCCCAAGAGCUUCACUCUGGAUUUUGGAGAUUAUCAAGAUGGGUACUACUCGGUCCAGACCACUGAAGGAGAGCAGAUUGCACAGUUGAUAGCUGGAUAUAUCGACAUCAUUCUGAAGAAGAAAAAGAGUAAAGAUCACUUUGGCUUAGAAGGAGAUGAAGAAUCCACUAUGCUGGAGGAUUCUGUAUCUCCCAAAAAGUCCACGGUGAUGCAGCAGCAGUUUAAUAAGGUGGGGAAGGUGGAGACGGGGUCCGUGGCCCUGCCUGCCAUCAUGCGCCCCGGCGCCGGGGGUCCAGAGAGCUUCCAGAUGGGCUCCAUGCCUCAGGCCAAGCAGCACGUCACCAGCGGACAGAUGCACCGCGGACACAUGCCCCCUCUGACCUCGGCUCAGCAGGCCCUCACCGGCACCAUUAACUCCAGCAUGCAGGCGGUGCAGGCCGCACAGGCCGCUCUGGAUGAGAUCGAAGUCCUCCCUCCCCUCGGCUCGGACGUCGCGUCCCAAGAAUGGCGUAAAAACAAAAUGGGCGAGUCCAAACACGUGAUCCACUCCCAAGUGGACGCCAUCACGGCAGGAACAGCGUCCAUGGUCAACCUCACCGCAGGCGACCCGGCGGAGACAGACUACACGGCCGUGGGCUGCGCGGUGACCACCAUCUCCUCCAACCUGACGGAGAUGUCCAAGGGCGUGAAGCUGCUGGCCGCGCUGAUGGAGGACGAGGGCGCCAGCGGGCAGCAGCUCUUGGGGGCCGCCAAGAACCUGGCCUGCGCCGUGUCCGACAUGCUGAAGACCGCCCAGCCCGCCAGCACCGAGCCACGACAGAACCUCCUGCAGGCCGCGGGCAACGUGGGCCAGGCCAGUGGGGAGCUGCUGCAGCAGAUCGGAGAGAGUGACGCCGACCCCCGAUUCCAGGACAUGCUGAUGCAGCUGGCGAAGGCGGUGGCCAACGCGGCCGCCGCUCUAGUGCUGAAGGCCAAGAACGUGGCGCAGAAGACGGAGGACUCCGCCCAGCAGAACCGUGUCAUCGCCGCGGCGACGCAGUGCGCCCUCUCCACCUCCCAGCUGGUGGCGUGCACCCGGGUGGUGGCCCCCACCAUCAGCUCUCCGGUGUGCCAGGAGCAGCUGAUCGAGGCGGGCAAGCUGGUGGCCAAGUCGGUGGAGGGGUGCGUGGAGGCGUCGCAGGGCGCCACCAAUGACGAGCAGCUCCUGAAGCAGGUGGGCGUGGCCGCCACGGGCGUGACCCAGGCCCUCAAUGAGCUGCUGCAGCACAUCAAGCAGUACGCCAGCGGGGGCCAGCCAAUUGGCCGCCACGGGGAGGCCACCGACCGCAUCCUCGACGUCACCGAGAACAUCUUCAGCUCCAUGGGAGACGCAGGUGAGAUGGUGCGGCAGGCCCGGAUCCUGGCCCAGGCGACCUCCGACCUCGUCAACGCCAUCAAGGCCGACGCCGAGGGCGAGUCGGACCUGGAGAACUCCCGCAAGCUGCUGUCGGCCGCCAAGCUUCUGGCUGACGCCACUGCCAAAAUGGUGGAGGCCGCCAAGGGCGCGGCCGCUAACCCGGACAGCGAGGAGCAGCAGCAGAAACUGCGUGAGGCGGCGGAAGGACUGCGCAUGGCCACCAACGCCGCCGCACAGAACGCCAUCAAGAAGAGACUGGUCAACAAGCUGGAGAACGCGGCGAAGCAGGCGGCGGCAGCAGCCACUCAGACCAUCGCGGCGGCCCAGCACGCCGCCUCCUCCAACAAGAACCCCGCCGCCCAGCAGCAGCUCGUCCAGAGCUGCAAGGUGGUGGCUGAGCAGAUUCCCAUGCUGGUCCAGGGAGUCCGUGGCAGCCAGUCCCAGCCCGACAGCCCCAGCGCCCAGCUGGCUCUGAUCGGGGCCGGCCAGAACUUCCUGCAGCCUGGAGCCAAAAUGGUGACUGCAGCCAAGGCCACCGUGCCGACCAUCGGCGACCAAGCCUCUGCCAUGCAGCUCAGCCAGUGUGCCAAGAACCUGGCCUCUGCCCUGGCCGAGCUCCGCACCGCAGCACAGAAGGCGCAGGAAGCCUGCGGCCCACUGGAGAUUGACAAUGCCCUGUCCGUGGUGCGCGGUCUGGAGAAGGACAUGCGCGAGACCAAGACCUCAGCAGCCGAAGGCAAACUCAAGCCCCUGCCCGGGGAAACGCUGGAGAAGAGUUCCCAGGAUCUGGGCAGCAGCACCAAGGCGGUGAGCUCAGCCAUCGCCCAGCUGCUGAGUGAAGCCACCCAGGGCAAUGAAAACUACACAGGCAUGGCUGCACGUGAUGUCGCUCAGGCCCUCCGCGCCCUGGCUUCGUCCGCACGCGGGGUGGCCGCCAACACCGCCGACCCCCAGGCCUGCAACGCCAUGCUGGACUGCGCCGCGGACGUCAUGGACAAGUCGGCCAACCUCAUCGAGGAGACCAAGAGAGCCAUCGCCAAGCCCGGGGACCCAGAGAGCCAGCAGAGGCUGGCCCAGGUGGCAAAGGCUGUGUCCCAGGCCCUGAACAGGACGGUAAACUGCUUGCCUGGACAGAGAGAUGUGGACAACGCCAUCCGGACAGUCGGAGAGGCCAGCAAGAAGCUCCUGUCCAACUCGUUCCCUGCGGGCGGUAAGAACUUCCAGGAGGCGCAGGCCAACCUGAACCAGGCUGCCGCCGGGCUGAACCUGUCCGCUAACGAGCUGGUGCAGGCCUCCCGCGGCACCACCCAGGACCUGGCCAAGGCCUCGGGCAAGUUCGGCCAGGACUUCAACGAGUUCCUGGAGGCCGGCGUGGACAUGGCUGGGCAGUCACAGUCCAAGGAAGACCAGACGCAGGUGGUCACCAACCUGAAGACCAUCUCCAUGUCCUCCAGCAAGCUCCUGCUGGCUGCCAAGGCCCUCUCCACCGACCCCAACGCCCCCAACCUCAAGAACCAGCUGGCAGCCGCGGCCCGUGCCGUCACUGACAGCAUCAACCAGCUAAUCACCAUGUGCACCCAGCAGGCCCCGGGGCAGAAGGAGUGUGAUAACGCCCUGCGCGAGUUGGAGACGGUUCGAGGGAUGCUGGAGAACCCCACAGAGGCUGUGUGCGACCUCUCCUACUUCGACUGCAUCGACAGCGUCAUGGAGAACUCCAAGGUCUUGGGAGAGGCCAUGGCCGGGAUUUCUCACAAUGCCAAGAACAGCAACCUGCCGGAGUUCGGCGACUCGGUCAGCUCCGGCUCCAAGGCCCUGUGCGGCCUCACGGAGGCAGCGGCUCAGGCGGCUUACCUGGUUGCCGUUUCGGACCCCAGCAGCCACGCCGGUCAGAAGGGUCUGGUGGACCCGGCCCAGUUCGCCCGAGCCAACCAGUCCAUCCAGAUGGCCUGCCAGAACCUGACCGACCCAGCCUGCACCCAGUCCCAGGUCCUCUCCGCCGCCACCAUUGUUGCCAAACACACGUCCGCCCUCUGCAACGCCUGCCGACUCGCCUCCUCAAAGACCGCCAACCCCGUCGCUAAGCGACAGUUCGUCCAGUCCGCUAAGGAGGUGGCCAACAGCACGGCCAAUCUCGUCAAAUCCAUCAAGGCCCUGGACGGAGCGUUCAACGAGGAGAACCGGGAGAAAUGCAAGGCCGCCACGGGCCCCCUGAUCGAGGCGGUGGACAACCUCACCGCUUUCGCCUCCAACCCCGAGUUCGCCAGCGUCCCAGCACAGAUCAGCCCGGAGGGCUUGGCAGCGAUGGAGCCUAUCGUUGCAGCAGCAAAGACCAUGCUGGUGAGCUCCACUGGCAUGAUCCAGACCGCGCGCUCGCUGGCCGUCAACCCCAAAGACCCACCCAACUGGUCCGUUCUGGCCGGCCACUCCAGAACGGUUUCCGACUCCAUCAAGAAGCUCAUCACCAACAUGAGAGAUAAGGCCCCGGGACAGAGAGAGUGUGACGACGCCAUCGAGGUCCUCAACAACUGCAUCCGCGAGGUUGACCAGGCCUCGCUGGCAGCCAUCAGCCAGCAGCUCACCCCCAGAGAGGACAUCUCCCAAGAGGCACUGCAUGAGCAGAUGGCCGCGUCGGUCCAGGAGAUCAGCAACCUGAUCGAGCCGGUCGCCAUCGCAGCCCGCUCCGAAGCCUCCCAGCUGGGACACAAGGUGUCCCAGAUGGUCAGCUACUUUGAGCCGCUCAUCAUGGCUUCCAUCGGCACGGCUUCAAAGAUCCUGAACAGCCAGCAGCAGAUGAAUGUGCUGGAUCAGACCAAGACGCUGGCCGAAUCCGCCCUGCAGAUGCUCUACACUGCCAAGGAGGCGGGUGGCAACCCCAAGGCGGCGCACACCCAGGAGGCUCUGGAGGAGUCCGUGCAGAUGAUGAAGGAGGCCGUAGACGACCUGUCGGCCACCCUGGCCGAGGCCGCCAGCGCGGCGGGGGCCGUGGGCGGGAUGGUGGACUCCAUCAACCAGGCCAUCAACAAGAUGGGGGAGGGCCCCAGCGAGGAGCCAGAGGGAACCUUCGUGGACUACCAGACCACCAUGGUGAAGACCGCCAAGGCCAUCGCUGUCACCGUGCAAGAGAUGGUGACUAAAUCUAACACCAACCCCGAUGAACUGGGAGGCCUGGCCAAUCAGCUGACCAGCGAGUUCGGAGACCUUGCCACUGAGGCCAAGUGUGCCGCCAUCACAGCUGAGAACGACGAGAUUGGGUCCCACAUUAAGAAGCAGGUGCAUGAGCUGGGCUUCAGCUGCACAGGGCUGGUGACCAAAGCCGGGGCCCUGCAGUGCAGCCCCAGCGACUCUUUCACCAAGAAGGAGCUGAUCGAGAGCGCCCGCAAGGUCUCCGAAAAGGUGUCACACGUGCUGGCAGCCCUCCAGGCGGGUAACCGCGGCACCCAGGCCUGCAUCACGGCGGCCAGCGCGGUCUCCGGCAUCAUCGCCGACCUGGACACCACCAUCAUGUUCGCCACGGCCGGCACGCUCAACCGUGAGAACGCGGAGACCUUCGCUGACCACCGGGAGAACAUCCUGAAGACAGCCAAAGCCCUGGUGGAGGACACCAAGCUGCUGGUGUCCGGGGCGGGGGCCAGCCAGGAGAAGCUGGCCCAGGCCGCGCAGUCCUCCGUCACCACCAUCACCAAACUGGCCGAGGUGGUGAAGCUGGGCGCAGCCAGCCUGGGGGCCGAGGACCCCGAGACCCAGGCCUUGUAUGGCUCAGCUGGUUGCCUGCUGGGUCAGGAUGUGGUCCUGAUCAACGCGGUGAAGGACGUGGCCAAAGCGCUGGGUGACCUCAUCAGCGCCACGAAGGCCGCAGCAGGCAAGCCGCACGAUGACCCGGCCAUGCUCCAGCUCAAGAACUCCGCCAAGGUGAUGGUGACCAACGUGACCUCCCUGCUGAAGACCGUGAAGGCGGUAGAGGACGAGGCCACCAAGGGCACGCGGGCGCUGGAGGCCACCAUCGAGCACAUCAAACAGGAGCUGGCGGUCUUCAGCAGCGCAGACCCACCCCCGAAGACAGCCACUCCGGAGGAGUUCAUCCGCAUGACCAAAGGCAUCACCUUCGCCACCGCCAAAGCUGUGGCUGCUGGGAACUCCUGCCGCCAGGAGGACGUCAUCGCCACGGCGAACCUGAGCCGAAGGGCCAUCGCGGACAUGCUGCACUCCUGCAAGCAAGCGGCCUACCACCCGGAGGUGAGCAAGGAGGUGCAGAUGCGGGCGGUGCGCUACGGCAAGGAGUGUGCCAGUGGAUACCUGGGCCUGCUGGAGCACGUGCUUGUGAUCAUCCAGAAGCCAUCCCACGACCUGAAGCAGCAGCUGGCCACCUACUCCAAACGCGUGGCAGGCUCCGUCACCGAGCUCAUCCAAGCCGCAGAGGCCAUGAAAGGCACGGAGUGGGUGGACCCGGAGGACCCCACUGUCAUCGCGGAGAACGAGCUCCUGGGAGCCGCUGCUGCCAUUGAGGCCGCUGCCAAGAAACUGGAGCAGCUGAAGCCCCGUGCCAAGCCUAAGGAGGCGGACGAGAGCCUAAACUUCGAGGAGCAGAUUCUGGAAGCGGCGAAGUCGAUCGCCGCAGCAACCAGUGCGUUGGUGAAGGCGGCAUCGGCGGCUCAGAGGGAGCUGGUCGCCCAGGGCAAGGUCGGUGCGAUCCAGGCCAACGCGGUCGACGACGGUCAGUGGUCCCAGGGUCUCAUUUCAGCGGCCCGGAUGGUUGCCGCGGCAACCAACAACCUGUGCGAAGCGGCCAACUCGGCGGUCCAAGGCCACGCCAGCGAGGAGAAGCUCAUCUCCUCCGCCAAGCAGGUGGCCGCCUCCACCGCCCAGCUACUGGUGGCCUGCAAGGUCAAGGCUGACCAGGACUCCCAGACCAUGAAGAGACUGCAGGCUGCCGGUAACGCGGUGAAGAGGGCGUCAGACAACCUGGUGAAGGCAGCACAGAAGGCCGCAUUCGAUGCCCAGGACGACCAGGCCGUCGUCGUCAAGAGCAAGAUGGUCGGCGGCAUUGCCCAGAUCAUCGCCGCUCAGGAGGAGAUGCUGCGGAAGGAACGCGAGCUGGACGAGGCCCGUAAGAAGCUGGCCAUGAUCAGGCAGCAGCAGUACAAGUUCCUGCCCACAGAGCUGAGGGAGGAUGGGCAGGAGCAGUGAGCAACGGCCGAUGACUCACACAGCAAAGACAAAUCACGAGCCCGGGCACGAGCUUUUUAGUGAUGGGCAGUUGCGAAAUUCAAAUGGAUUUUGAGGUGUUGCGCUUAGGCUACAAAAGCAAUAUUUGGCUGCGUAUAAAGAAAUUGGUAUAUUAAAAAGUGAAAACUGUAUCAGGAUGUCCAUUUUAAUUUUUUUCUGUUUAUUUGUCACUCUUUAAACGCUUAGGCUGACAGUGCCACUGUUUUGUUUAAAUAAUGUAAAAUGUAUGCCAACUCUAAGGUAAUUUGCGCCUUUAAUAUUUCUAUAUGUGAUUAACUUGGUAAUUAGAAUAGUUGUCCCUUACUAUAUUGCAUGUGUUCACUGUGGCUACAACAUUAUCUAUCUCAGUAAUUUCACACCUUUUCGCUUUUCGAUACUUUUUUCAGCUGUAUUGCCGAAACAACAGCCUAAUUUUAGAGAGCACAAAGUCUAGACGUUUGGGGUGGGUGGGAGGGGAGGCUGGGCGUCUGCCUGUUUUCUGUUGCUCGAUUAGAAAUCGCGGUCACCUGAAGGUGGAGUCACCGAGGGCAUGGUUCGAAGACUCUUCUUACUGACCAAAACUGAGAAAGAACACUGCGAAGAUUUCUACACAUUUACGGGAAAAGAGAAAACGGCCGCAUUGAGGAGCUAUGCUUUUCUGCAGAGCUGGCGCGCGGAGUUCGUUCAAGACUUUCAGAGUUCCAAAGAAGAAAACUGUUUUGCCAGAAUGUUUGUAGGGCAGUCAGGGAGGUGUUCUCCUUUAACCCAGAACAUUCAAAUGCAUUUUUGUUGCAAUUUGGACCAGAAGUGCAAUGAUUGAUUUUUUUUGUUGCGUCGAAACAAUUCAUAGAAAGCAUACAUAUCAUUUUUUAAAAUAAAUAAACAAAAGCUAUGAAAUGUGUUACAAAUGGUAUCUUCUAUUAAAUUUAUAUAUUAAUAAAAA
This is a messenger RNA of Conger conger (European conger), 9015 nucleotides long. It is a transcript of the gene tln1, whose product is annotated as talin 1. The record is from RefSeq and is a predicted model, not a curated record. NCBI's taxonomy places the organism in Eukaryota, Metazoa, Chordata, Actinopteri, Anguilliformes, Congridae. Gene Ontology annotation, biological process: platelet aggregation. Gene Ontology annotation, cellular component: cytoskeleton; ruffle; focal adhesion. Gene Ontology annotation, molecular function: actin filament binding; integrin binding; structural constituent of cytoskeleton. The transcript has 59 exons. Bases 390 to 8054 code for a protein of 2554 amino acids.